Limulus polyphemus (Atlantic horseshoe crab) is the source of this 3013-nucleotide messenger RNA. RefSeq names its product exonuclease mut-7 homolog (gene Nbr). Gene Ontology annotation, biological process: nucleobase-containing compound metabolic process. The coding region runs from base 121 to 2907 and encodes 928 amino acids. The record is from RefSeq and is a predicted model, not a curated record. The transcript has 19 exons. Lineage: Eukaryota; Metazoa; Arthropoda; Merostomata; Xiphosura; Limulidae. Gene Ontology annotation, molecular function: nucleic acid binding; 3'-5' exonuclease activity.
UUUCAAACAUCGAAUUGUAAUUUAUAGUAGUAUUUACGUGCUUGGGAUGAAGGUUUUAUAAAUUUGAAAGCUAUAGUUAUUGAAAGCCGAACGAAGUUUAAAUUUUUCUGCAAAGGAAGAAUGACUUCACCAAUGGAUAAUAAUAAUAUCAGGGGAAUACAAGGGCAGUUAGAAAUAUUGCAAAAACUGUGGAGUGAUGGAAGACAGAGGAGAACUGAGCCACUUGUGGUUUUUUUAAGGCAGUGUUUUGAAAAUGCAGACAAUUGUUAUCAGCUAUGUUUAGAGUUGUUUCAAAACUCUUGUGACUUUUUCAAACCCAAAUCAUCAGGCUUAGCUUACACUGUAAUGCGAGAGUUUGGAGAAUGGUUAAAAGCUUCUGGGGACAAACAUCUGUCAUGCUUAAAUCAAGAAGUCAAGUCUACUGUCUUAAAAGCUAUUCUGUUGCAGAAGAACACAAACAUGGUCAGAAUUGUUUGUGAUAUUUAUAGACUUGCAGAAGAUGGAGACAUGUUCAUCAAUACUGUAAAAUCUCUAAUUUUGAAGCAAGCUUUUAAUGAGGCUUGUCUUUAUGUUGGAGCACUACAACUUCAUCAGCACUUCAAAUUGGAAGAGAUUGUUAUUCCACUGAUUCUACAAGAUAAAGUGCAUCUUGUGGAAUUUUAUCUUCAAAAUCAACAUGAACUUCAAUUACAGUUGAUUUUAUUCUUAGAUUCUGUCUUCUCAAAGCCUGCAGAGAUUGAGAAUUUAGUAACCAAUUUGAAGGUGCAUUCUGUCAGAAAAGAAAAAUUGCGGCCAAAAUCUUUGGGCAAAUUACUUGGUCGCUUAGUAAAACUAUAUGGUAUACCUAUUGAAAAAUGUCCAAACCUGUGUCAGAGACGGAGUGCUGGUGCCUUCAGGUAUAUUUUGUACAAAAAAUAUAUAGAAAGAAGCAUAACUGAUGAAAGCUAUGAUGAGAUGAUUAAGGAAGCUGUUGGUCAAGAUCCAAACCUCCAGCGAGAGUUGCUAACAGAGUUGACUUGUUUUAACGAUAAUACAGGUGCAGUGAAGUGGGCUAUAUUUUAUAACAUUCCCAAGUCCGAAUGGCCUGAAUCCUUAUGCCAGAGUGCACUAGAAAGCAAUGAUUCCAAAUACUGCUAUCAGGAACAGGUUUCAAGCAAUACUGGAAAGUCUGAAUCUGACAAAUGGUCAGAAGAAAGGUGGGAUGUAGAUGCUGAUCCUUCGUCUUAUCUCCAGCUUCGCCUCUCAGAUUGUGAUGUUCAUAUUGUUUAUACAUUGGAUGAGUUUUGUAGAGCUAUGUUGGAUAUAUUUCAGAACUAUGAUGUGGUUGGUUUAGAUGCUGAGUGGAAGCCAACAUUUGGGAUCUCGGAACCAAGGAUUUCUCUGCUUCAGAUGGCUGUUUGGGAUAGUGUUUAUUUAUUGGACAUGAUUCAGUUACAUCAAUGUUUGAUGCCAGAGCACUGGAAGUUGCUUAUAGAAGAUAUAUUUUGUAACAACAAGAUCCUGAAGUUAGGUUAUUCCAUCAAGUCAGACCUACAGAUGUUGACUAGAUUUAUUCCUAGUUAUAAAGAUCAACUGAAGAAGCUAUCACAAGUAGUUGAUUUAGGAAAUGUGUUUUCUAAGUUUCAGAAAGACCAUCCAGAAUUGGUGAAAGCAUCUGAACUCUGUCCUACUAAAAGAGAUUCAAAAGGCUUGAGUGAACUUUCAAGAAUUAUCUUAGGGCAGCCACUUAACAAAGAUGAACAGUUUUCUGACUGGGAGAGGAGACCUCUUCGCUCAGCUCAGGUUAAAUAUGCUGCUUUGGAUGCUUUCUGUCUUCUGCAAAUUUAUGAAGAACUUUACACCAGAGCUUCCUCACUCAGCCUGAAUAUUGAUGAUCUUAUUCAGAAUGUGAUAGAUCAACCAAGUUUCACAUCCAAAACAAAACAGGAGAAAUCACCAAAGAAAAAGAACAAACCAAAACCUAAUGUGAAGCCAACUUGCUGUUCAGUACCUGAUCUCCCUGCAGAAUCUACCUUCCCAGCUACAAAGGCCAGAGACUUCAAGGUAGUUGUGGACACCAUGCUGCAAGGGCUAGGUCGAAACCUUCGAAUUUGUGGUGUGGACACUGUAAUACUUGAAAAUGCUGAUGAUCAUGACAAGGCAGCUAAAGUUGCCCAACGUGAGGAUCGAUACAUUUUAACAAGUGGUACUCCAUAUGCUAUGCUGAAGAAUCAUGUUCCUCCAGGCAUGUGCUUUAAUGUACCUUGUGACUCAACAGCCAAAGAACAAACAGAAAUUGUUUUCAAAUACUACAACAUCCUAGUAACAGAAGAUGACUUGUUUACUCGCUGUCCAGUCUGCAAUGGAAGUGAAUAUGUUUUUAUUCCUUCAAAUGAUCUCUAUAACAUGUGGCUCCAUCAUCAAAGUGUCCCUUGUCCAGUGCUAAUUAAGAAGGAAAGAGUACAUGAAUACACUGGAGGUUCUGUUAACCUUGACAGUGCAGUAAUAGAUAGUGGUGUUAGAAUACAGCUUGACUGUCUUGCAGAACCUGUGUUUGACAGGUUGGCCCUGUUUUAUGUGUGUAAAAGUUGUGGAAAAGUAUACUGGGAUGGAUCUCACCAUGAUCACAUAAAACAGACAUGGUCAAAACUUCUUGUUGAUGAGAUCCAGAACAACCAAAAGUUUGAAGCUAACCAAACUGGCCAACCAGUUAAACAGAUUGAGUUGCCAACAACUGUAUCAUCUCAACUAGUAAGUGGUCAAGAAGUUGGUAAAGGUAGAGGUAAAAAAUAUGUUGCUAAAUCUAGCUGUGAUCAAGGCCAUCAGGGUGCGAAGAAGAAAGAAAUACCUUUUGUUUCUGAGUUUCUAGAUGAAGAGGAAGAAGAUGAUAUGUGGGAUUCAGAAAAUGAAGUGUAUUUGUGUAGUUAAAGUAGUGAGCUGAUCUUCUGAAAUUUUCUGUGAGGUCUUUGUAUCAUGUCAUUGAUGUAAAAUGUCCAGACUAUGAAGUAAGUAAAUGAAAUAAUUAAAAACUCAA